Molecule: messenger RNA, 951 nt
Organism: Closterium sp. Naga37s-1
Lineage: Eukaryota; Viridiplantae; Streptophyta; Zygnematophyceae; Desmidiales; Closteriaceae
Source: the annotation of a GenBank genome assembly
AUGCCUGGGUCGGGCGGAAACACACAGGUAACAGUCACCCACAGCAUACAUAGCAGCAAGGAUAGCAUCAUAAUCAAGAUCAAAGAUAGCAACCCCCGACUUAAGCAGAUCACCCCAGCGAGGGAUCUCAGUGGCGUCAGGAAACUGUGUACGCCAAGCGUCAGUCAGGCGGCCGAAACAGUGGAGCGUGGCGUGCGGGCCGCCGCACGUCUCUCCACUGCGGUCGCCGGUGCGGAGAACGGUCUCACGAGGGCGCUGCUGCUGCUGGCGCUGGCCACCGCCAAAGCCUCCCCGCUGCACAGCACCACCCCGACCAGCACCACCGCCGCUGCCACCCCCACCGCCUCCGCCGCCGCCGCCGCCACCUCCACCCCCACUGCCGCCGCCUCCGCUGCCUCCACCUCCACCACCGCUACCGAAGCCCCCACUCCCGCCACCACCCCCACCUCCACCCCCACCCCCUCCACCGCCUCCACCGCCUCCACCGCCACCACCGCCGCCCCCGCCAUCCCCUCCAGCACCCUUGCCCCCCUUGCUCCUGCCGCUGCGGCGCCUCCCACUAGGAGCAGACGCAGCUCCGACCGACUCGGUGCCAACGAGGUCGACAGCAGCAGCAGAGGCAACAGAGGGCAAAAGAGGGAUGGGGGAGCACCCCUCAAAGAAAGGGGCACGAGGGUCACCACGAGAGGCUCCUACAGCGACUAUACUCUUCUCAGCUGCAAGGAGGCGCUCCUCGAGGAGGUCAACGGUGAGCGUGGUGGGGCAAAGGGAGAGGAAGUGGUCCCUGACCGAGCGAAGGGAGUCAGGGAGCCGGGUGACGAGGUAGUAGAGAGUGAUGUACAUAGGGGGGGGGUUCGCGGCGCAGAACUCGGCAGGAAGCGCAGCGCGGUAGCGGGUGUCACUAGUGCGGAGGUGCGUAAUGAGGUCAGCGACCGUGGCAAAAGCAGCUAG